Protobothrops mucrosquamatus (brown spotted pit viper) is the source of this 5381-nucleotide messenger RNA. RefSeq names its product aminopeptidase puromycin sensitive (gene NPEPPS). The coding region runs from base 23 to 2650 and encodes 875 amino acids. Gene Ontology annotation, biological process: peptide catabolic process; proteolysis. NCBI's taxonomy places the organism in Eukaryota, Metazoa, Chordata, Lepidosauria, Squamata, Viperidae. The transcript is spliced from 23 exons. The record is from RefSeq and is a predicted model, not a curated record. Gene Ontology annotation, molecular function: metalloaminopeptidase activity; zinc ion binding; peptide binding. Gene Ontology annotation, cellular component: cytoplasm.
UUCCCGUGGCGCUGCCGCUGCGAUGCCGGAAAAGCGGCCCUUCGAGCGGCUCCCGACCGAAGUGCGCCCCAUCAAUUAUGGGUUGUGUCUCAAGCCCGACCUUAUCGACUUCACCUUCGAGGGAAAACUCGAGGCCGCCGUAGAGGUGAAGCAGGCGACCAAUCAAAUAGUGAUGAAUUGUGCUGACAUUGAUAUUAUUACAGCUUCAUAUGCACCAGAAGGAGAUGAAGAAAUCCAUGCCACAGGGUUCAACUAUCAGAAUGAAGACGAGAAAGUGACUCUUUCUUUUCCCAGCACACUUCAGAAAGGGAUGGGAACAUUAAAGAUAGAUUUUGUUGGAGAAUUGAAUGACAAAAUGAAAGGAUUCUAUCGAAGUAAAUACAUCACCCCUUCCGGAGAUACUCGGUUUGCUGCUGUUACCCAAUUUGAGGCCACUGAUGCUCGCAGGGCCUUUCCUUGUUGGGAUGAGCCAGCUAUCAAGGCAACUUUUGAUAUUUCAUUGGUGGUUCCUAAAGACAGAGUAGCUCUGUCAAAUAUGAAUAUCACUGAUCGGAGGCCCUAUCCUGAUGAUGAAAAUCUGGUAGAAGUGAAAUUUGCUUGUACUCCUGUGAUGUCAACAUAUCUUGUUGCUUUUGUGGUCGGAGAAUAUGACUUUGUUGAGACCAGGACCACUGAUGGUGUAUUAAUCCGUGUUUACACUCCUGUUGGCAAAGCAGAACAAGGGAAGUUUGCAUUAGAGGUUGCUGCUAAAACUUUGCCUUUUUAUAAGGACUACUUCAAUGUUCCUUACCCUCUUCCUAAAAUUGAUCUUAUAGCUAUUGCAGACUUUGCAGCAGGUGCCAUGGAGAACUGGGGCCUUGUUACUUAUAGGGAAACUGCACUGCUAAUUGAUCCCAAAAACUCUUGUUCUUCCUCUCGUCAAUGGGUAGCCCUUGUUGUGGGCCAUGAACUUGCUCACCAGUGGUUUGGAAACCUCGUGACUAUGGAAUGGUGGACUCACCUGUGGCUCAAUGAGGGCUUUGCAUCCUGGAUUGAGUACCUUUGUGUAGACCAUUGCUUUCCAGAAUAUGAUAUCUGGACUCAGUUUGUAUCUGCUGAUUACACAAGAGCUCAGGAGCUUGAUGCAUUAGACAACAGUCAUCCUAUUGAAGUCAAUGUAGGCCAUCCAUCUGAAGUGGAUGAAAUAUUUGAUGCAAUUUCUUACAGCAAGGGAGCAUCAGUAAUUCGAAUGCUACAUGAUUAUAUAGGUGAUGAGGAUUUCCGAAAAGGAAUGCACCUGUAUCUUACCAAGUUUCAGCAUAAGAAUGCUUCUACAGAAGAUCUUUGGGAAAGCCUAGAAGACGCUAGUGGUAAACCUAUUGCUGCUGUGAUGAAUACAUGGACCAAGCAAAUGGGUUUUCCACUGGUAUACGUAGAAGGGGAGCAGCAAGAAGAUAACAAAGUGCUGAAGCUAGUCCAGAAGAAAUUCUGUGCCAGUGGACCAUAUAGUGGGGAAGAUUGCCCUUUGUGGAUGAUUCCCAUUACCAUUUGUACAAGUGAUGAUCCAAUCCAUGCCAAAAUGCAAGUAUUAAUGGACAAGCCUGAGUUAACUUUAGUUUUGAAAGAUGUGAAACCAGAGCAAUGGAUUAAGCUAAAUCUGGGAACUGUGGGAUUUUAUCGGACACAAUACAGUCCUGACAUGCUGGAGAGUUUACUUCCAGCUAUCCGUGAUCUCUCCUUACUCCCUGUGGACAGACUAGGGCUGCAGAAUGAUCUCUUUUCCUUGGCCAGAGCUGGAAUUAUUAGCACUGUAGAGGUUCUAAAAAUCAUGGAAGCUUUUGUGAAUGAGCCCAACUAUACUGUCUGGAGCGACCUAAGCUGUAACCUGGGGAUUCUCUCAACUCUCUUGUCCCACACAGACUUCUACGAAGAAAUUCAGGCAUUCAUCCGUGAUAUCUUUUCACCAAUAGGAGAAAAACUGGGCUGGGACCCCAGGCCUGGUGAGGGUCAUCUAGAUGCACUUCUGAGAGGUUUAGUUUUGGGCAAGCUUGGAAAAGCUGGACACAAGGCAACUUUGGAAGAAGCUCGGCGACGGUUUAAAGAUCAUGUGGAAGGGAAGCACAUCCUGUCUGCUGAUCUAAGGAGUUCUGUAUAUGUAACUGUUUUGAAACAUGGUGAUAGUAUAACCUUAGAUACUAUGCUAAAGCUCCACAAGCAAGCUGAUAUGCAGGAAGAGAAGAACAGAAUAGAACGUGUACUUGGUGCAAUAUCGCAACCAGAGUUAAUACAGAAAGUUCUUACUUUUGCACUUUCAGAAGAGGUACGUCCCCAAGACACAGUAUCUGUCAUUGGUGGAGUUGCAGGAGGCAGCAAGCAGGGCAGAAAGGCUGCCUGGAAGUUCGUCAGAGACAAUUGGGAGGAACUAUACAAUCGCUACCAGGGGGGAUUCUUAAUAUCCAGACUAAUAAAGCUAUCAGUGGAUGGAUUUGCAAUUGACAAAAUGGCUUCAGAAGUUAAGGCUUUUUUUGAGAGUCAUCCAGCUCCAUCAGCUGAGCGUACCAUACAGCAGUGCUGUGAAAACAUCCUGUUGAAUGCUGCAUGGCUGAAGCGUGAUGCUGAAAAUGUCCAUCAGUACCUCCUGCAACGCAAAGUCUCACCAACUGCUGUGUGAGCCCACUCUCAUCCACCUCGGACAUCCCAGCUGCUGCGGCCCAACUGCCUCAGCGUGAGGAGGAAAAGCUGCUAUUCAACAGUUGAAUAAUGCGCCAAGGAAAUUGGAGUUUUUUCUCACACCAAUGGGGACUGGACAUUGAAUGUAGUUUAACAGUUCCUGCUCAACUCCAGAACUAAAUUCUAAUAAAAAAAAUUUAUCAAAAUUUUAGCAACAAAGAAAAAAAUAUACAACCACCCUGUAAAUAUUAUAGUAAUAAAAUAGAGCAUAACAAAACUGUGAAACGUCCUUAAGGCUUGUCAGUGGUCAAAAUAUUUAAUACACUCUCCCCUUAUACUUUCUGAUGAUUUUUUAACCAUCCCUUUCCCUUUUUUUCUAAAAAACAAAAUACGAAACCAGAGGUUUCGUGGCAAUUUGAAUGUUAUAGCAAGUCAAGGGCAGGAGUGGGUUUCGCCUCUGAGUGCAUCUGAAAACACACUGAAAGGCAGCAAAAGCACUUACAAGUUGUGUGGAAUGGUCCAAUUAUGAAAGACAGCUUGGUAUAAACUUUAAGUGUAGUCUUUAGCUGAAGGUUCUAGGAAACCACACAUGAUCUUGGUUCAAAUUUUAAAAGCUUAUAAGACUCCCUUGUUUCAUAUUUUGAGAAGGAGAAAAUAAAAUAUUCCUUGUCUGUCUUUUCUCCUUUUUUGUUUCAUUUGCUAAUAUUCUCAAAAAUUGCAAACUUGUAUAGAAACAUGUUUCUCAGCCACAUUAAAAUGAAAUUAUUCCCCCCCCAUCCCCUUCUGUCUUUCUUUAUAUUUUACUCCUGCAUGCAGAUAAGAUUUAGUAUUGUAAUUUGGAUCUUUCUGGGCCACUGUAAGGUCCCACCUCACCGAAUGCAUAACCAGUAGUUUGAAAAAGGUGUUCUGUUUCAAAAACAAAACAUUGCCCUAACACCUUGUGAUUGUAGCUUUCCAUUCUACUGUAUUUGGUAAUGUUUUGUAAUUUGAUUCAGAAGCCUUAAACUUACACUAGUUGGCAUGAUGAUAAAUAUCUAAGGUUUCUGCCAUCAGUUGCUUAAGAAAAUAGCAUGUUACUGCUUACCAAUUUCAUAUCCAACAUCACUCCUUGCUCAAAUGUUUACAGUUCCCUUUUUUAAAAUACUUUUUUUUUUAAUUCAUACCUGACGUGGCUUUAAUUGUUAAUUGGAGAAGGUCAUCAGACACUAGAUGUCAAAUUGCUUCUCUGGAAACACAUUUUUGUGCUAUUGUUUUAAAUGAAAAACAAGAAAAAAUUAAAACAAGUUGGCGUUAAUAAAAAGGAAAGUCAAUGUGAAAUUAAAGAGUCUUGGUUUUGGUGUGUGUAUAUUGGCAAAAUGAGAUUUUUAUUUUUUUGUACACAGCCUCUAUACAUGACCAUGGCUGUGAAACAGUUGAAAUGGAUUGUGGUAUAUGAGUUUCCCUCUUUAUUUUUAAUUGCAACUGCAUUUUGGUGUGUUUUUCUUCAAAUUUGGAAAUGGACCUGGGCUUAGUUCAGGACAAUGUACUCAGCAUUAACACAUUUGACUUGCUGGACCACUUCCUACAUAGGCCCACUGCUUUUGUACAGCUUACAUCCAUUGCAGUAGAACUUGUUACUAUAAAAAUCCAAAAUUGAUUAUUCCUUGCCCUUUUUUAAUUACUGGGGGGGGGAGAUAUUUGUGAAUUUAUUUUAUGCAAUUGAUGUUCAAUACAGGGGAGCUUAUAUAUGAGGGACAUUUAGAUUGGAUUCAGACAUAAACUUUAGUUAUAUUUAGAUCUUACUGAAAUAAAUGGUACCUAAAUUAAACUGUGGCUAUCAUGUGCCAUUGAUUUUGGUGGGACUUAAAGUCAACUAAGCAUGACAAUAGCCCUUUAACCUUUUUUUUAUUAAAAAAAAUAUGUAACUCUAAUACAAAAAUGUGGCUGAAAAACCAUCUUAGAUUUAAAUUUAGACCAGCUAUCUUUCAGGUCAGUGUUCUAUAUAGUUAAUCUAUUCUGGCUCCCAACUAAAGUAAUUGCUGACUGUUUUGCAGUCGUUCUAGGGAAAAUGAAUCUCAGUUUCUGCUGCUGUUCAGUGGUGUAUACAGCUAUAGUGUAACAUUUUAUGAAACAAGUAGUAUUAUGAAAGCCCUAGCCUUUUAGGAUAGAACAUGUACACAUUUUAGUUCGAUAACAAUUUCUACAGGUUGAUGUUUUACUUUUGAUGUAUUGAAGAUAAUAUUCUUAAUAUAUGUUGUUCACCACACACAUAAUCAAGCAAAGCAUGAUUAGGAAAGUUUCUGUUUAGCUACUUAGUUUUUCCAAGACUUAAGGAAUUGAGAAGAAGGUUAAGUUUAUGCUGAAGUAUAGGGAUUUCUUGAGAUGUAAUUUCUAUGAUCUCUCAGUGAUAGGACAUUGUUACUUUGAAAUAUGACAACAGCCUGGUAUGGAUAUGACAGAAAACUCUCAAUUCUUUCCUCUCCUUUUCAGCUGCUGUUUUUCACAUAGUUCUGAAACAUGUACAUUCUAAGUUAACUACUUUCUUAAUAAUGCUCUAAACUGGUUGUACCAUACUGAAGUAUAACAUGGUAAAAAUAGGCCAGGUACUGUUUGUGGCUUGGAUCCUAAGAAAUAAAGAAGUGGAAGUAAAAGGUGUGUAUAUAUAUAUAUCAUGUAAAAUACGUUAACAGGCCUAGAAAAAUAAGGGUGGGGGAGGAAACUCCAACCCUGAGAAAAUUAAAAUGUGACAAAAA